Messenger RNA from Mustela erminea (ermine), 513 nucleotides. RefSeq names its product G protein-coupled receptor 78 (gene GPR78). The record is from RefSeq and is a predicted model, not a curated record. Lineage: Eukaryota; Metazoa; Chordata; Mammalia; Carnivora; Mustelidae.
AUGCGCCCGUGCAUCUUGGACGCUUUCCUGGUGAACCUGUCCCUGGGCCACCAGCUGCUGGCAGCGUCUGACAGGCCCUUCAUGUUGCUGAGCACUCUGAGAUGGCGGCUGUCUUCUGGGCCCAGCGGAACUAGGCAGGGCUUCCUGGACACCUUCCUGGAGUCCAACUCCGCACCAAGCAUAGAGGGGAACCUCAUGUCCUGCUUGCUUCUCCCACCGAUGGCCUGCCAGCUCCACGCUGCUGGCUUUGUGCUGCUGCUCCUGGUGCUCGGCCUCCCCAGGCUCAGGAUGCUGCCGGUGGCACAGGACCACUGCCAGCGCCUCGACAUCGUCCCCAUGCAGACUCCUGGAGACAGGCUAGUGGAGCGUGUGCCCUUUGUCACCAUUAGCCCUCCCUGGGGGUUUCUGAGCGAGUACCCGAGCUCCAGCAGGGCCAUGGCCAACCUCUGCAUGGACCCCCAGCUCUACCAGCAGUUCCUGUGGGUCUUGGCCGGCAUCCCAACUGGCUGCUAA